This is a messenger RNA of Striga asiatica, 336 nucleotides long. The record is from the annotation of a GenBank genome assembly. Lineage: Eukaryota; Viridiplantae; Streptophyta; Magnoliopsida; Lamiales; Orobanchaceae.
AUGGCUCAAAUCAGCAAACUCGUUCAAGCCGAGCCAAUAGUUGGCAACAACCUUAUUACGCUCGUCAAUGUGCUUCAAGUUGUCCUUGAAAAUCUCGAACCUAUGCAACUUCUCCUCGAUCCUACGAUCGAGAAGUCGCGGGCCCGGGCCAAGAUCGAGAGGGAGAGUAAGACGAGGCCCGAAAGGAAUAGUAGUUUGGGGGAUGAUGGGAAGGCCAUGAUUGGAUGGGUUGGGAUUGUGUUUGGGAGGGGAUUUUAUAGGUGUGGGAUUGAGAGAGUUGAAAUGUGGCCGAAUGAGAAGCUUUUCAAUUUAAGGAAAAAGUCAAGUGGUGCGUGA